Lampris incognitus (smalleye Pacific opah) is the source of this 1323-nucleotide messenger RNA. It is a transcript of the gene trhr2, whose product is annotated as thyrotropin releasing hormone receptor 2. Bases 1 to 1323 code for a protein of 440 amino acids. The record is from RefSeq and is a predicted model, not a curated record. Gene Ontology annotation, biological process: phospholipase C-activating G protein-coupled receptor signaling pathway. Gene Ontology annotation, cellular component: membrane. Gene Ontology annotation, molecular function: thyrotropin-releasing hormone receptor activity. The transcript is spliced from 6 exons. Lineage: Eukaryota; Metazoa; Chordata; Actinopteri; Lampriformes; Lampridae.
AUGGCAGACAACGUGAGCACCAGAAUGGACGCCCCGACAAAUAUCUCACUGAAUCCAAGUGAUGUAGUCUCCAAGUCCCUCGAGUACAAGAUGGUCUCUAUCUUUCUGGUUCUGCUGGUGUGUGGAGUAGGCAUCGUGGGAAACAUCAUGGUGGUCCUUGUGGUAAUUACCACACGUCACAUGAGGACGCCCACCAACUGUUACCUAGUUAGCCUGGCGAUUGCGGAUCUCACGGUGCUGGUGGCGGCAGGACUGCCCAACAUCUCGGACAGCCUGACUGGCACAUGGAUGUUUGGGCACGCCGGUUGCCUGGGAAUCACCUAUCUGCAAUACCUGGGAAUCAAUGUCUCCUCAUGCUCCAUCACAGCCUUCACUGUAGAGAGGUACAUAGCCAUCUGCCAUCCAAUGAAGGCUCAGAUGGUGUGUACAGUUUCUCGGGCCAAACGAAUCAUCGCCGGCGUUUGGAUCUUCACCUGUGUCUAUUGCAUGCUCUGGUUCUUCUUGGUCGACAUUCAGGUCAGCCAGGAAGGACAUGUGCAGUGUGGUUACAAAGUGAAACGGGACCUUUACCUUCCCAUCUACCUCAUCGACUUUGCCAUUUUCUAUGUUAUCCCACUGCUGCUGGCCAUUGUGUUGUACGGCCUGAUAGCACGGAUCCUCUACCUCAGCCCUUUGCCAAAACAUUCUGAUGCUGGCACCAUCACGGCAGGCGCUGCCACACUGCGCCGCAGCUGCCGGGAAGGCACCGAACCAGAGAAGGGGGGUCGACAGACCCGGCCAAAGCGCGCACUAUCCUCUAGGAAACAGGUGACUAAAAUGUUGGCGGUGGUGGUGAUUCUGUUUGCCCUGUUGUGGAUGCCCUACCGGACAUUGGUUCUUAUCAAUUCUUUUGUGUCCACGCCCUACCUCAAUGCUUGGUUCAUCCUUUUUUGUCGGACCUGCAUCUACGCCAACAGUGCAAUCAACCCUGUCAUAUACAACGCCAUGUCUCAGAAGUUUCGCUCAGCAUUUCGUGGGCUCUAUCACUGCCAGCGGCCAGAGGGACACCAGAGGUCACUGUUGAUGGUCCAAACUACCUACAGCAUGGUUCGUGAUCCAUGUAUGUCCCAAACUAACAGCAAUGGGACCAACAAAAAGGCAAGGAGAGCCGCCCUCUCUGACACAAUCAUAAAACAGAGGGUAAAAGACUAUAAUCCUGUUAAGGAAAGGAGAAAUACAAAUUGCUGGGAUGGAGACAGCAAAAACACAGCCAGAAAUGAAAUUGCACAAACCCUAGAUCAAACACAAAAAAAUGAGGAUAACAUGGUUCAUACUGUUGUAUAG